Messenger RNA from Pungitius pungitius (ninespine stickleback), 1822 nucleotides. Its product is annotated as SUN domain-containing protein 2-like. Gene Ontology annotation, molecular function: protein-membrane adaptor activity. The transcript is spliced from 10 exons. Gene Ontology annotation, cellular component: nuclear envelope; meiotic nuclear membrane microtubule tethering complex. The record is from RefSeq and is a predicted model, not a curated record. Lineage: Eukaryota; Metazoa; Chordata; Actinopteri; Perciformes; Gasterosteidae. The coding region runs from base 107 to 1252 and encodes 381 amino acids.
CACAAGAAUCGAUCAUUUCAGCUCAGUCAACCGAUCGCAGCGGCCACAUUGACCCGAGCUCCCCGAUUUCCAACCGUUUUCCUUUCAACACAAAGAAGAAACAAAAAUGGAAAAACUAAGCGACGCCAUCCCCAGAAGAACCCUUUGCACCGACGAGGCACCACAAGCUGCUCCCGGCUUGCUGCAAAGGAUCUUCAGGUAUCUCAACCCCUGGGGUCAACCUCCCCCGGUGACCCAGGAACAUCUGCAGGAGUCACCACUGCAGGAAGACGCAACCCACCCGGACACAAACACGGAGACUGCGGAGGCACCACAAGCUGCUCCCGGCUUGCUGCAAAGGAUCUUCAGGUAUCUCAACCCCUGGGGUCAACCUCCCACAGAGGCCCAGGAACAUCUGCAGGAGGCACCACAAGCUGCUCCCGGCUUGCUGCAAAGGAUCUUCAGGUAUCUCAACCCCUGGGGUCAACAAAACCCAAACCCAAACCCGGGAGUCAGGGGUGAACAAAACAACCCCAAUAAGAAAAAAAAAAGGUUCAAAAUCAACCUGAAGACGACGGGAGUCAAACGGGACUGGAGAUCAAAGAUCAUGUAUUUCCUCCUCCUGCUACUGUUUGCUGGUGGAGUGACACAGCACGUACACCACAGCAACCAGCUACAAGACGCCCGGCUGCAAAUAACCACCCUCACGCAGCUGAUGAGCCGAUUGAGUCCCGUCGCAGACACAAUGGCCAACUUCGCCCAGGAGUCGCAGGGAGCCAGAGUCCUCCACCGCCUGUCCUCAGACACGUUCCGGACCUCAAUCCAAGACAAAAUGAUGGACCAGCUGCUCUCCUGGGUCACAACCUCCACCGACCACCAAAGAAUCAUCCAGGACCAGGCAAGAUCGCCCCCUGGAGCGUGCUGGUGCUUCGCGGGGGCCAAGGGACACGCCGUGGUCUCCUUGUCGCAUCCCAUCGAGGUCACGCACGUCACGAUCGGCCACGUCACAAAAAGACAGUCACUCACCGGGGAAAUCAACAGUGCGCCGAGGGAGUUCUCCGUCUACGGAUUGGUGCACGACAACGACGAAGGCAUCCACCUGGGGAGCUUCGCGUACAACAAGAACGGCCUGAGCUCCCAGACCUUUGAGCUGCCUGUCGCAGUCAAAGAUGUCUUCAGCCACAUCAAGCUGGAGAUAAAGACAAACUGGGGGGAUGAUGACCAAACGUGCCUCUACAACUUCAGGGUGCACGGGUAUCCGGUGUCUGGUUAGGGUGUAGAAGGUCGACCAACCCUGAACCGUCUAAGAACAAAUGAGAUGUCAUCAAAUGGAAUACAUAAAUAUGUGAACAUGGGUAUGCAUAAAUAGAUGUAUUAGAUGACAUGUUCACAGAUGUGUUCGGGUUGGUUUGCCUUCCCACGUGGGUUUUCCCCGGGUCCUCCGGUUUCCCCCCACACACCAAACACUGUUUGGUUUACAGUUGGCAGAAGACGAUUAGGUCUUUUGGGGUUUUCUCCGGGUUCUCCGGUUCGCCCACACACACCAAACAUUGUUUGGUUUACAGUUGGCAGAAGACGAUUAGGUCUUUUGGGGUUUUCUCCGGGUUCUCCGGUUCGCCCACACACACCAAACAUUGUUUGGUUUACAGUUGGCAGAAGACGAUUAGGUCUUUUUGGGUUUUCUCCGGGUUCUCCGGUUCGCCCACACACACCAAACAUUGUUUGGUUUACAGUUGGCAGAAGACGAUUAGGUCUUUUGGGGUUUUCUCCGGGUUCUCCGGUUCGCCCACACACACCAAACACUGUUUGGUUUACAAUUGGCAGAAGAGAAUUUGGUCUUUUA